Molecule: messenger RNA, 2259 nt
Organism: Vanderwaltozyma polyspora DSM 70294
Lineage: Eukaryota; Fungi; Ascomycota; Saccharomycetes; Saccharomycetales; Saccharomycetaceae
Gene: GCN20
Product: putative AAA family ATPase GCN20
Exons: 1
Coding region: 1-2259 (752 amino acids)
Molecular function (GO): ATP binding; ATP hydrolysis activity
Source: RefSeq, a predicted model, not a curated record
AUGUCUAGUAUAGGUUCUCAAGUUCGUAAAGCUUCUCCCUCUGUGGACCCAAUUGUUACCGAUUACGCUGUUGGUUAUUUCAACCAUUUAUCAAAUGUCAUCCAUGAUGCUGUUCAAAGUAAACAGGUUGAUUUAGAACAUGAGAUUCAGUUUGUCACCGAUCUGUUGGUUAAUGCAGGUGCCAUCAAGGAUAAGAUUGAUGCUGUUUCCAAGGAGUUAUUGAAUAAUUUGUCUUUGGAAUUGAAAGAAAACCAGGCUAAAUUGGAAUUAACUGGUGAUACUUCCAAGAGAUUGUUAGAUAUUAAUGUGUUACAAAGUCAUAACAGUAAGGCCAAUAUCAACGCCUCUUUGAGUAUGUUAGGUGUUAAUGGUGAUAUUGAACAUGCCGGUAGAAAUAUGGAGACUAGAGUUGAUUUGAAGAAAUUAGCUAAAGCAGAACAAAAGAUUGCUAAGAAAGUUGCUAAAAGAAAUAACAAGUUUGUUAAAUAUGAAGCCUCUAAGCUUAUCGAUGAAAGAAAAGAAAGCGAUUACGACUCUUUCUUCUUGGAAAUCAAUCCAUUGGACUUUGGUUCAGGUGCUGGUAAAUCAAAAGAUAUUAAACUUGAUACUUUUGAUCUUUACGUUGGUGAUGGUCAAAGAAUCUUAUCUGACGCUCAACUAACUUUAAGUUUCGGUCGUAGAUAUGGUUUGGUUGGUCAGAACGGUAUUGGUAAAUCUACCCUAUUGAGAGCUUUGUCCAGAAGAGAAUUGAAUGUCCCAAAACAUAUUUCUAUCUUACAUGUUGAACAAGAAUUGAGAGGUGAUGAAACAAAGGCCUUGCAAAGUGUCUUGGAUGCUGAUGUUUGGAGAAAACAAUUGUUAACUGAAGAAGUAAAGAUUAAUGAAAGAAUCCAAGAAAUCGAAAAGUUAAGUGACGAGUUUGAUGAAGAAAGUUUGGAAACUAGAAAGUUAGAAAAUGAACGUGAAGAUUUGGAAAAACAUUUAGAACAAAUUUCAGAAAAAUUAGUUGACAUGGAAUCCGAUAAAGCUGAAGCAAGAGCAGCUUCUAUCUUAUUCGGUUUAGGUUUCAGUGCAGAGGCACAACAACAACCAACUAAUUCUUUCUCCGGUGGUUGGAGAAUGAGAUUGUCAUUAGCCAGAGCUUUAUUCUGUCAACCAGAUUUACUAUUAUUAGAUGAACCAACCAAUAUGUUGGAUGUUCCUUCUAUCGCCUACUUAUCAGAAUAUUUAAAGACAUACCCAUCAACCGUAUUGACAGUUUCGCAUGACCGUGCAUUCUUGAAUGAAGUUGCUACCGAUAUUAUUUAUCAACAUAACGAAAGAUUAGAUUACUACAGAGGUCAAGACUUUGAUUCAUUCUACGCUACAAAAGAAGAACGUAGAAAGAAUGCUCAAAGAGAAUACGAAAACCAAAUGGCAUACAGAAAGCAUUUACAAGAAUUUAUUGAUAAAUACAGAUAUAAUGCUGCCAAAUCUCAAGAAGCUCAAUCGAGAAUUAAGAAGUUGGAAAAACUACCUGUAUUGGAGCCACCUGAAGAAGAAAGAAGUAUUAGUUUCAAAUUUCCAGAAUGUGAGAAAUUAUCUCCACCUAUCAUCCAAUUACAAGAUGUUAGUUUCGGUUACAAUGAAAAGAAUUUACUUCUUGCGGACGUUAAUUUAGAUGUUCAAAUGGAUUCUAGAAUUGCUCUUGUUGGUGCUAACGGUUGUGGUAAGACUACAUUAUUAAAGGUUAUGAUGGAGCAAUUGAGACCAUUAAAAGGUUAUGUUUCACAAAACGGUAGAUUGCGUAUUGGUUACUUUACACAACACCAUGUUGACUCUCUAGACUUAACCAAAUCAGCUGUAGACUGGAUGUCCACUGCAUAUCCUGGUAAGACUGACGAAGAAUAUAGACGUCAUUUAGGUGCUUUCGGUAUCACUGGUUCUUUAAGUUUACAAAAGAUGCAAUUAUUAUCUGGUGGUCAAAAAUCUCGUGUUGCCUUUGCUGCAUUGUGUUUGAACAAUCCUCAUAUCUUAAUUUUAGAUGAACCUUCUAACCAUUUGGAUACUUCUGGUAUUGAUGCAUUAGUUGACGCUAUGAAAAAAUUCACUGGUGGUAUCUUGAUGGUUUCGCAUGAUAUUUCUGUUAUCAGUAAUGUUUGUAAUGAAAUUUGGGUGUCUGAAAAUGGUACCGUCAAGAGAUUCGACGGUACUAUCUACGAUUACAGAGAUUAUAUCUUAUCAUCAGCAGAUUCUUCAGGUGUUGUUAAAAGACAUUAG